AUGACGCGAGUAGAGACGCCACCCAAAACAAUUUCAGUGAAACCGAAAAGUGCAAAUCUGUGUCGUUUUAUUUUGAUUUUGACGAUCACUGCUAUCGCCUCCGUAUCUUACGUCGUUUAUAAGAAACCGUCGGACUCGCUAGGCGAUCCCUCAGAUCAGUUCAUAGUUAAAAACAUACCCAAAACUUACACAAGAGUGGAGGGUGUUGAACCCGAAGAGCGCGACGUUUUCAAAGGCUUCAGGACUUCGUUUCUGCCUCACGAGGAUAUUGUCGUACCCAGAGGUUAUUUCGAUAGCAAAAUCGAAACGAAUAACAAGGAUUAUAGUGAAGUUCCACAGAACAGGAUCAAGCGCAGAAGUGAAUUUGAAUUCGUUCCAGAAGAUGACGUCAGUAAUGAUCAAUAUUUUCAAAAUGAAGAAUACGAAGAGGAAAGUGAAGAAGUUGAAAGCUAUGACAACGAACACUAUAAAUACGAAGACAAUAGUAAGAUAGAAAGCGUAGCCCAUCCCGAAUUGUACGUAGAUCGUGGCCCCUUAGACGAUGUGGAGCAAGUCCGCAGGCAGCCGGAAUUGGAGGAAGGGGAAAUGGGUUCUGCGGCGCACGUUUACAAACCAGUUCGAUCUCAUAUAGGAGUACAUUCUUUUUGGAAAGGACAAGGUGAUAAGGAAACUAUAAGAAGUACCCAAGCAAAGAUUAUGAAGCAAUAUAUGGAUGAAGAAGCAGACCCAUGCCAUGAUUUCUACCAAUAUGCGUGUGGGAACUGGGCUAGUUUAAAUUCCAUACCAGCAGAUAAGGCAGGAUACGAUACAUUUGAGAUGCUUAGAGAAAACUUAGAUGCAGUUCUCAAGGACCUACUUGAAUUUAAGACAACAGAAUUUGUAUCGUCUUCCUACCCCGGGCAACACUUGGAUUUAGAAGACUAUUUCUUACACAUAUUAAGCCCUUCAACAUGCCCCAGCCAUUUGAAUGAUGAAAUGCAUGUAGAUAUUAUUCUUACAAAAUCCAGUGAAAUACAUGACACUGAGAGAUUUUCUCACUAUAUUAAUGAAAAUGAAAGUAAACCUGAAAUAAUUAAUAGAAUACGGCGAUAUUUAGAUAAAGCUAUGAAACACAAUAACGAACACCUCUCGAAAACGAAGUACCAACUUCACACGAACCCUUUACAUGGUGAUCGUCAAAGAAGACAAAAGUAUGGUAAAAACAAAAACAAAAUAAGUAACCCCAUAUGGGUGAAAAAUAGGCCAAAGAAAUCAGUCGAUAUAAAAUCACUACGACGUGGUAGGCGACUACUUUCAAGACAGAGAGUCAAAAGAAGGCAAAAAACAAUCGAAGAUUUUAUAUCGCACUUUAAACGUUUAAAACAAACCAUACACAGUGAUCCCGCGCAAGGUGACGCUACAUUGAAAGCCAGAUAUUUAUUUAAGUCUUGCAUGAAUCACGAUAUAUUAAAACAAAGGGCUCACCAACCUUUAUUAGAUUUAUUAGACCUAUUCGGUGGCUGGCCGAUUUUGAAUCCUGAAUGGACUCCAUAUCGUUUUGACUGGCUAGAACUAAUGGCUAAAUUAAGAUUGUUCAAUAAUGACAUUUUAAUAUCAGAAUGGGUAGGACCAGACAUAAAAAAUUCGGAUGAGUAUGUGAUUCAGUUCGAUCAAACUAGUUUAGGUUUACCAACGCGAGAUUAUUUUCUGCAGGGUUCUAAUGUAGCGUAUUUAAAUGCGUAUAAGUCGUAUUUGAUUAAAGUGGCUUUGUUACUUGGGGGAGAUCCGGGACAUGUAAAUUCAAGCGCUGAUAAGUUACUUGAAUUUGAGAUCAAAUUAGCAAAAAUUACUUCAGCCCCAGAGGAUCGACGUAAUGUAUCGGAAUUAUACCGCAGGAUGUCUCUCUCUAAGCUGGAAACGUUGGUUCCAAAAGUUGAUUGGAGACGUUAUUUGUGCAUCGUCAUGAAUAGAACUGUGGACUCUGAAGAAACCGUAGUACUUUUUGCUCUUAAUUACGUUCGGCACUUGGUUCAAUUAAUUGAAAAGACGGAUUUGACCACUUUGUCAAAUUACCUACUGUGGCGUUUCGUGAGACAUCGCGUCAACAAUUUGGAUGAUCGCUUCCAAGCCGCAAAACAACAAUUUUAUUUCAUUCUGUUUGGCCGAGAACAAUCACCGCCUCGCUGGAAAAAUUGUAUAUCACAGGUCAACUCCAAUAUGGGGAUGGCACUAGGCUCUAUGUUUGUGCAAAAGUAUUUUGACGAAAUGAGCAAGAAUGACACUCUUACAAUGACAACAGAAAUUCAACAAUCGUUCAGAGAACUUUUACAUAGAACUGACUGGAUAGACGAUGAAACUAAGAAGCUAGCUGGACAUAAAGUAGAUACUAUGAUGCUCAGAAUUGGCUAUCCCGACUUCAUCCUUAAGAAACAUGAACUCGACGAACGGUACAAGGAAGUAAAGAUUCACCCGGAUAAAUAUUUCGAGAAUAUUUUAAACAUUCUUCAACACUUGACAAAGAUGGAGCAGUCAAGAAUAGGUCAGCCAGUAAAUAAGACUUUAUGGAACACAGCACCUGCAGUGGUUAACGCGUAUUACAGUCGUAACAAGAACCAAAUAAUGUUUCCAGCUGGUAUCCUUCAGCCGCCUUUUUAUCAUCGUCAUUUCCCUCGCUCCCUGAACUUCGGAGGUAUUGGGGUGGUAAUAGGACAUGAAAUAACUCACGGGUUUGACGAUAAAGGUCGGCUUUUCGACUGUGAGGGAAAUUUGCACAGGUGGUGGUCGGACUCCGCAAUAGAAGCGUUUCACAAACGUGCGCAGUGCCUUAUUGAUCAGUAUGGUCAAUAUAUUGUACCUGAAGUCAAUAUGAAACUCGACGGCGUUAACACACAAGGUGAGAAUAUAGCAGAUAAUGGCGGAGUCAAGCAGGCUUUCCACGCUUAUUUGCAUUGGCUUGAACGACAUGACGCUGCUGAAGAAACACUCCCUGGUCUCAAUCACACGCACACACAGCUUUUCUUCCUAAAUUUCGCUCAGGUAUGGUGCGGAGCUAUGCGCCCAGAAGCGAUGCGAAAUAAGCUAAAGACAGCCGUACACUCACCAGGAAGAUUCAGGGUUAUCGGAACUCUGUCUAACUCCAAAGAUUUUGCAAGAGAGUUCCAAUGUCCACCCGGUUCUCCCAUGAAUCCUAUAAAUAAGUGUAGUGUGUGGUGA
Leptosia nina is the source of this 3192-nucleotide messenger RNA. The record is from the annotation of a GenBank genome assembly. NCBI's taxonomy places the organism in Eukaryota, Metazoa, Arthropoda, Insecta, Lepidoptera, Pieridae.